Molecule: messenger RNA, 10342 nt
Organism: Formica exsecta
Lineage: Eukaryota; Metazoa; Arthropoda; Insecta; Hymenoptera; Formicidae
Gene: PHRF1
Product: serine/arginine repetitive matrix protein 2
Exons: 14
Coding region: 229-8292 (2687 amino acids)
Source: RefSeq, a predicted model, not a curated record
CAGAUAUUAGAGAUUCGUGCCGCGAGCGAAGUAAAUGAAGGACUAGAGAAUAAUUUCCGUGUGGAUUCUUCAAUCCUGCUUGGACCAACGUGUCGUCUCAGAAAAUUUAUCUUUUGUCCUAAUAAUUGAGAAAUAAGGGCAUAACAAUUGUUUGUAAUUUGAAGCUGAUAAAAAUAAAUAAUAUUUAUAGCAGAAAUGCAGUGGGUAUGAAUUUUAGGAAAAGUUAAGAUGUCAAGUGACAGUGAUUAUACUUGUCUGGUACGUCGUCAUACUCACAAACGCAAGAAAAUUGUCAUAAGUGACAGUGAUAGCAGCGAUGACUCUUUUAUUGAUAUAACUCGGAGGAAAAAGAAGAUAUAUAGAGUCAUUAAAGAGUCAUCAGAGGAAAGUAGCAGUGACGAUAGUGAUGUACCUAAACCUGUGAUUAGACGACAAAACCAUAGAGUUAUUAGUGAGGAUGAAUCUAAUUAUGAUAGUAGCGCAUCAGAGGCAAGCAAAUCCACUCAGAGUGAUAGUAGUAGCACAUCCGAAUGGCAAAGCGAUUGGAAUAGCUCUGAUGAAUUGAACGAAGACUGUAAGAAACACAAUGCUAAGCAUAAAGUUUUAUCUAAAAUAAAGAGGGAGGAAGCUGGUAAACCUGGUCCUUCCUCAUCAUCCAAUGCCGAUGUCCACUCUGAUAGCAAUGAUGAACAUUCGGAGAAAUGUCCUAUAUGCCUACUGCCAUUUAGAAAACAGCAAGUUGGUACACCAUCUGCUUGUGACCACUGCUUUUGUUUAGAUUGUUUAUUGGAAUGGAGUAAAAAUAUUAACACUUGUCCUGUGGAUCGUCAAUCUUUCACCGUCAUCCAUGUUAGAGAUAAUCUCGGAGGCAAGAUCAUAAAACAUGUACCAAUAGAAAUCGUACCACGUAUUGAAAAUCAAGCACCAGAUGAUCCAACAUUUUGUGAAGUGUGUCAUCAAAGUGACAGGGAAGAUCGAAUGUUACUUUGUGACAGUUGUGAUCGUGGCUACCAUUUGGAAUGUUUAACACCUCCAAUGACUGCAGUUCCUAUAGAGGAAUGGUUUUGCCCAGAUUGUACGAAUCGAACAAAUGAUAGAGUGUUUGUAACACACUUUUUGCCAACUCUUAUGAUGUCACGACGUCCCGGUCGGCGUAUUCUUCAAUUCGGAAACGAUAGUGGCUUAGGCAUAUUUCGUAGAAUAUUUCCUCAUAUUCGCGAUGUUGAUAAUGAUCGUACGUACGUACCUGGUAGAUACCUUCGCAAUCGCGCCCGCGAAGUGCACGAUCACACUCCAGCAGACAUUCCCGAGCAACUUAUCGAUCCGAAUAUGCCAUCUACUUCGUCUGGCCUCGAUUCGAUUGGUGACAAUAGUCGAAGUCGUUCUCCAAACACUAGUUUAGAGGGUAAUGCUUCUUCGUCUACACGCUCGAACAAAAAAUCCAAGACUAAAACAACGAAAAGAAAAAAAAGGAAGGUCAUGCAAAACUCCAAGAGAAACAGCAGUAAUGUAGUUCGAGAGGUGCGAAUCACAGAAUUGAACGAUGAUGGCGAAGAGGAGGAGAUAGUAACAUAUGUCAAAGUCGCAUCAUCCACAUCGAGGAGGAAGUGUAAGAAAAGAACAAAGAAAACGCGCAAGAGGAGAAAACACAAACGACGAGUGCGUACUGUAGCAUCUAUGCUGGCUAGUAAACAUACAGUAAAAAGAAGAUUGGCCUCCACACUUGGUAUACAGAAGCCAAAAGUGCCGCAGUUUGUACCUACCAUGAAAAAUAAUAUUUCUAUUCCUGAGAAAAGCGCUCUCAUAAACGCCAGAUAUAGCGCCGGUAUACCCCAAGUCAGUCUUUUUGGGAAUAAUCUGGGAAUAGAUUACAGUCCACCUGGGUCGGACGACGACAAUGAAUAUUCCAUUGGAAACGGUCCACUGAUAAAUGUACGACAGCGACGAUCGGCAGUACCAUCGAUCAGACGUCGCACUAUUUUAAAAACUAUCGCCAAUCCGAUCGAUGAAAUAGAGAAUGCGAGCGCGAUGGAUCUGUUGAGUAGCAUAAUGAACAAUCAAGAGUUGUGGCAUUCGACCAAGAAGAAGGACGAUGUGAUCCUGAAGGCCGAUGGUACACUGGUGGUGAAUAAUCCUGAUAAGGAGAAUAAACACAGCAUCAAUAACAAUGAAAGUCCGAAGAAGGAGAAGCACGAUGAAGAAAAGGUUACGCGGCGCAAAGAGGCGAAUCAUUUGAAGGUGGUAGACACACCGCUGGAUCUAUCUAAUGUCAAUCCCAGUGAUAUAACACAGGCGCCAAUGUACAAUAAUCCCUGCGGCGGCAGUGGCGGUGGUGGUGGCGGCAAUCGGGGCAACUUCCGGGGUGGCUAUGGCCGCGACAACAGUGGCCGACACGGAGGCCACGGAGGGCAAAGCUACGGCAGCGGUCGCGAUUCGCUACCGCCAGGCGGUAGACACAGCUACAGCGGCGGAACCGGCAGUGGCGGCCCGCGGGACAACUUCGGGAACCGCGACUUUGGUCCGCCGCCGUUCUACAAUCUCAAUUUCGAGCACUGCGGCGGACCACCCAUGUUUGGUGCCCACGCGCCGCCGCCGCCGUUCCGCAGCCGUAAUCCGCAGCAUUUCCGAAACGAGCGGUUGCGUUUUCCGCCGCCGCCACCUCCGCCCAUUGAGCGACCGUUUAAUUAUACGGACGGUGGUAGCAGCGGUUUUGAAUCCAGACCGCCGUUUCCGCACGCAACGGAUCGAUUUCCCAGGCCCAGGCCGCCUUCAUUGAGCAUACCGCCUGCCGGUGGUUUACCCAUCGCACCGCCAAACGCGCCGCCAGAUCCCCUGAACGUGCAACCGCCGACGCACAAUAACCUAUCUUCGGUCAAUCUAUCUGAGGACACGACGCGAAACUAUCGGUCCUCCCCCGAGCAGAAUGAUCGCAUUGUAGUGCCGGAACCUGUAGCCGCGCCAACUACUACGCGCCAGGACAACGACGACUGCGACAUUUACUGCGAUAUCGAGCCGCCGUCCAAGCCUGAUUGUGAGGUACAGGAGGAACUUCAUAGCAACGGUUCGAUGAUUCUGUUGCCACCACCGGAACCGCCGUCCGGCUUGUUAGAUUUUGAGGAAAACUCCAGAAGCGACAAAGACAACGAUAGCGAGCAGGAGUUGGUGAUCGAUGACAGUCAUAAGGAAGACACGCCGAAAGAUCUGCCGACAAGCGGUGACAAGUAUGAUCCAUUCGCCGCCGACAGUGAUAGCAACGACGAUGCUGCUGCUGCUGCUUCGAUAGAUGAGAAGAUGGUGCUCGAGAAAGUACAAGUAUCGCGAAACAACCUGGAUAGUUGUAACAUACCGAUGCCGGUUGCGUCAUUAUUGAGUUCCACCACGAGUUAUCCUUCGAUGCCAACAGUUGCCGUUACGACGACUGCUGAAAGUAGAGAACUGCCACAGGAACCCAUUCGGCUCACCGCGUACGAUGACGAUGACGACAAUGACUCUCAGUCAGACUGUCCGAAUUUUUCCAUUUACUCGUCGCAGACUAUGGAUGUGGCCAGACACACGGAACAGGAACUAUCGCAGCAGCUCGGACCGCUUCAACCGCCGCCGUUACCGCCUAAUAUCCCCGACGAUGAUGAUAUAAUCGUGGGGGAUAUCCAAGCGUGCGAUCUACCGGACGUGCCUCCAGAACCUGCCGAUCCUUAUCUCGAGGCGCUCCAGAAAGAGCGACAAACUCUGAGUAAGAUACCACCGAAAAAAAUUUCGCACGAUUCGCACCGUGGCAAGAUUACCUUCAAAAUCGGCUACAAAUUGAGACUAAACAAUCGGCUGAGUGGGCUGCACUCCGACGAUCACAAUGUAAACUCGCAGAACGCGAGUUUUCAUCAGAAAAAAGCAGCGGCAGUGGUGCCGCCGAUCGACGACCAGCAGCAGCAAGAACGAGAUGGUGACAAGAAUGUCAGUCCAUCCAAGUCAACAAUGGAAUCCACGGCAAUAAGAUCGUCGAUAGCGAUAAACCAAUUGAUAGGACCACGACUUGCAGAGGAGGACGAAAAGAAUAUUUCGACGGAAAUCGCUACGCCAAGCUCGCUUAAAAAGAAGAAACCACUCCAAUUUCCUAGUCAACACGAGAGCGAAGAGCUCGGUUCGGAGAGUUCAUCUGACGAGGAAGCUGCAAAGACGGACGAAACGAAAUCGAGACGUAUCGAUGUCGCGUCGCCCAGCAGGAAAGAAGAGGAAGACAGCGAACGGGAAACGUCACCGCGAGUAGCAGCGACGGCAGAUGAAAACAUUGCAGUCGCAGAGAGUACAGUGUCGUCCGCUUUUCGGUUAUCCCCAAGAAAGUUGGAUGACGGCGAACUGAAUAUAGAAUGCAACUCGCAGGAUUUGGAAGGCGAUAAUGCAACAACGAGCAAAGCCGCAUUGAGCCAUUCGAGCGAUGUAUUACGAAGCGAAGCGAGCGCGUGCGAUGACGACUCGCAGGAGCGGGAGUCAAGUAGCGAAGAUUAUGAUCGUUCGCCGAGCAGCCGUAGUGACAAACUCGCUAAAAUGGAUUGCGACGAUAAGGAUGAUGAUGACAAAGCGUCGAGUGAUCCUAAUGAAGAUCCGAAUUCGUCGGAUCAGCGGCAGGAGAAGGCGAGCUUCUCGACGGAGAUGGUGGUGGACGACGAGAUCGAGCAAUUCCCGAUAGAAAAGGACAAGUUGGAGGACGAGCCGGCUGCGCCGGCCGACAGCAACUGGGACUCGGAUGGCGCUUAUACCCCUUGCAAAGACGAGUUACCUGUGAGGGAUGAGGGUGCGCAUGCAUCGGAGCGACGUGCGGCGUCGUUCGAGGUCGGUUUGGAGCCGAUCACCCCAACGAAGGAUAAGACGAAUGACGACCUCGACGAUUGUAGGACACCGCCAGCGGGUUACGCGGAAUUAGGCACUGAGGCCAUUUCCGAAACCGAUGAGGCGAUAAAUUUCGAAGAGGAAUUAAACGCCUUGGCGUUACGCAAAGAAAAGGAGAUGGAGGACGGUGAAAUACCGGAUGAGAGCAAACUGAACGCGAAGGAACGCGAAAAAUCCAAGGAAGAGAAAGAAGAAGAGGACAGCAAGAGAAAGAAGAAGAAGGAUAAGAAGGAAAAGAGCAAAGAAAGUACGGAAAAGAACAAAGAAAACAUUUCGUCGGAUAAUCUGGUCUCGUGGAAAAAGCUCUCGAAGAGCACGAAGGAAAGACCGUACCGCGACAAGGACAAACGAUCCAAGUCGAAGGAGAAAGAGAAGGAUAAAGAUAAGGAUAAGUCUUCCAAGAAAAAAACGAAGGAGGUGGGUAAGAAGAAGGAGAAGAGAAAGGAGCUUCCACGAUACGACGUGAGGAAGAUCGUGGCCGAGAAACCGUCUCGACCGAGAAAGGAUGAGUACGGUAGAGAUAUCAGGGAGAAGUCGCGAAGUAGAUCCAGAAGCCGCUCGUCGGACAAGAUUCGGUCGGGCUCAAGGGAUCGACGGAGUCGAUCAUACUCGAAGGGACGAUCCAGGAGCAGAUCUCGUCUUCGAUUGUCCUCUUGGUCGAGAGAUCGCGGUCGAUCAUAUUCCAGAUCUUGCCGUUCAAUCUCACGCAAGAGGUCAUCAUCCCGUACAAAACGCAAGACUUCGCGAAGACGAUCCGUUUCGCGUAGACGAUCUCUAUCGAGGCGACAUUCGGUUUCUCGAAGACGAUCGCGAUCACUGUCGCGUAAGCGACAACGGUCGCUGUCACCUAGGCGACGAACCCGGCGAUCGUUGUCGAGGUCACGCGACAAACGGAAGGAUAAGAUAAAGAAAUACAAGUCACGCAGUCGCUCGAGGAAUCGCAAGAGAUCGCGUAGUAAGUCGCCGAAGAGGAUGUCGUCCAAGUCGCGCGAAAAGAAACACAGCAAGAGGAAGAUACACAGCCGAUCCCGGUCGAAGGGUAGAUCAAUCUCGCGAGAUCGGGAUCGCAAUAGAAAUUGGGAUCAGCUAAAUGAGAAAAGUGUAGACCACGAACAGCAAUUUCCACGUGAGCGAGAAGAGCACGAGCGUUCAUGGAGCGCGCAAUGGACACCGUCUUGGUCGCGAUCGAGAUCUAAAACGCCACCGCACAUCCAACAAGAGCAAAUUGGGUCGCGCAACUGGUCGCCACCGCCCGUGCUAAAUAGCGUAUCGCCGAAGAACUUGACCGUCAUACUGACAAACAAGGAAGCGAUAAAGAAGAAGAAGAAAGAGCGCCGGAAAGAGAGCCGAAAGUCCAAGGAGAUUGAAAAGCGGCGGAAGAGCAAACGCAACAGAACUCCGCCACCAUCCAAGGAAGUAUUCGCUAGCGGUGAUAACAUACUAGUAAGCGUGUGCUUUAACAAGGAUAACGAGACGAAUCCGGUAAAUAUGCCGGAAUUGCCUCAAACGAUUCCUUUGGUGCCACCGAUAAAACGCCGACGAAGAGAGUCAGUUCAGACAGAGUCCUCCGUACCUUCCGCGAAGCGAUCGAAGAAGGAGAAAACGAAGGACAAACGAUCCAAGUCGCCUAAAGUGAAAAAGGACAAGAAGAAGAAAUCCAAAGCAGCGGAGAUCGCGGCGACGAAGAAACCCGUGGCUGUCAUCGAUCUGGACCAGUCGCCGUUCCGUGAGCAAACGCCAUCACCGCGUGAUGUUAUUGUGCUGAGCGACGACGAUGACAAACAAGCGCAGGAAGCGCUUGCUGCCUCACCGGAGCAGUGCCCGCCAUCACAGGCGUCGCCGCCACGCGAACAGUUUGUCUCACAGGGCCCAAAGACGCCGCCGGAGCCGCAGAUAAAGUUCUCCAUAAACAAGCAACCUAGCAAUCUCAGACCGUCCUUAAUAAAUCCCCUGCUGGAGGAGGAAGAGGAAGAAGAAGAAGAGGAAGAAGAGGAAGAAGAGAUGAUAGACGAGCGGGUGGAGGAAGAGCUGGAGAUGCGGGCACAGGAGGAGCUGGAGCUACGUCUAAAGAUCGGGCCCAACACACCCCCUGAACCACCCACGUCUCCGCCAACUUCGCCGGAUGCAUAUGAUCCUUUCGACCCGACCAAGUCUCGAUCUCCGACACCUGAUGCGAGUCAAGAAGCUACGCCAAACGACGAUCGCGAUCGGGCGCAGCGUAAUUCGCCGAGAAAGCAUGACGGAACAGUGGACACUCCGUUGCCAUUGGAUGAACCGAACCAACAGCAGGAUCAGCCCAAUCAGGAGAAACCGAUUGAGAAACCAAAGAUAAUAUCAAUGGUGACUAUCAAGAGACCAUCGCCGCAGAGGGACGUCUCUGCGUCUUCUCCUGUGCCGGAGAAUCAAACUGAUAUAGCUCAAUCGUGCAACAGCCCUCCUCCCAAGACUCAGCAAAAUCCACAAUCGAAUGUGCAAUCGGCGGCCAAUCCGUUCGCUACCAUUAAUCCUGUGCUAGCAACGGUGGCGGCCGCGGUGCAGAGAAGCUUCAAUACCAACACAACUAAUACCACGCAGAGAACGUUGUUACAGUCUAAUCGUAUCUCGCCGAGCAAUCAGAUGAAACAACGUACAAACGACAGGCCACAGCUUCCUAAUGUAUUCGCGAAUUCUGCAAAGUCAUCCACCAUGGGACGAUCGUCCAAAUCUACCCAGAGUAAAAACAGUUCGACGAUAGGUCAGAACGGCAGCGACGCGCCAAUAGAUAUGACGAACGACAACGUCGUUGAUAUGUCAUCGCCGUAUUCACCGGGGUCGACCCUGAGCGAUGGUCUCUUUGAUCCUCCUAGCCCCGCCAACUUCAAUAACUCGCCCGUUGCAAACGCACCACCGUUACCAGCCGCUACUAAAACAACCACGCCGAAGGUUAACAAGAGCGCGGAGAAGAAGGACGCCUUCGACGCACUGUUCGGUGGAAUAUUGCCUCCCGUCAAAACUACAACCAAGAAUAGAAGCAAAAAAGUCACCAAGGAAAAGACGAAAAAGUCUACCAAUCCCAAAGUUGGCGUACGUAUGGACGAAAAUCAGCUCCAAAUCCUGGACGAUCUACCUAGUUCUGCUGUGGAAAUGCAAGUUAAGGACAAGUUUCUCAAGAAACUAAACCGACAAGAGAGAGUAGUGGAGGAAGUGAAAUUAGUUCUUAAACCCCAUUACACCAAAAAACAUGUGACAAAAGAAGAAUACAAAGAUAUCAUGCGCAAAGCUGUACCUAAGAUAUGUCAUAAUAAAACAGGCGAAAUCAACCCUAAAAAGAUAGCGCAUCUAAUAGAAGCAUAUGUAAGAAAGUGUCGAAACAACAAGAAGAAGACUUCUUCUGCCAAGAUAACAAAACCUACGAAGACUCUAUGGAGUUGAUCACGUAUUGGCAAUCCUAGCGCAUUAGAAAUUUCUUCAUCGUUAGGCGCCUCUUCUUAAACCUUAAAACACAUUCUAUCUUCUGAGUGGUAAGUGAAUCAGCAACGUAUAUACAUAUACAUAUAUAUUGACGAGCGCAACAUGUAUUGUGUGUACAUACAUAAUUCAUUAUAAUUGUAUAAGCGUAAUAUUUUUAUUUAUCUGUUUACAUAUGAGAGAGAGAGAGAGAGAGAAAGAACGAACGAACGAAUGAACGAUCGAGCAAGUAAAGAUUCGUGUGAGUGAUUGCUAUUAUUAAUAUCCACAAAUAUUAACGUUUAAACACGACGUUCGCGCGUAUAUUUGCGAAGGCGCUCGACUAUGUGUGUGUGUGUGUGUGUACGAUCUUUGUCCGAAAAUAUAUGGCCGUACAUUAUUGCGGUGCCUCCCAAAUUCGGAUUCGGAGAUCUCGAUCAACGAUCCUUAAACUAGGAAAUAUAAUAGUGUACGAUAAGGUCAUAUUUAGAGAAUGUGAGAUUGUAAUCCAGAGAAAAACAGAAGAAUACUCGAGAGCAAUUCGAAUCGCUAUAUACGGGAGAGAAAAUAGAUCGCCAGCUAUGUAUUUUCCCAAACAACAUCUGCACUGUAAAAUUAAUAGAUUCUUAAACUUACUAUUAUACAUAAGUAAAUAUGGCCUGUGGAAGUCUUUUUCAUACAAGUUUAUUUCAAUAAGCAAGAUAUAGAUACGGUAACUUGGUUACUAUUUAUACUCUGUAAACGGAUGAUUUCACACAUACACAUACAUAUGAUGUACAUGUUUUUAUUGAUCAACAAAUUCAAUGUAAAUAUAAAUCAUAUAUAAAAUUGCCCCAAGAGCAUCAUCUUCGUAUGUGAAUCUGAUUUUAGCUUGUGUUUGCCUUUGACUCAAGUUGCAUGUCUGCUAUUCCAAAGGGAUGUUUUUAUAUUACGUUUUAACGCUGCAAAAGAAUUGUAGAACAUCGAAAUCUCUCUCUAUAAUUUGUUUCAUUUAUAUAUUUCAAAGAAAAAAAAAGAAUGUACUGUCUUGUGGAUACCGUAAAUCAUAUUUACGUCUCGUGUUAAGCACCAAAUACGGUUGUAUAAUUCACGGCUCAAGUAAUGAUUAAUUAUAUAUUAUUGCAUUACACACACACACACACACACAUACUCGCGCACAUACACAUGCAGUGAUAUGAUACUAAUAAAAUACAAACCCGUAUUAAAAGGAGCACAUGAGACGUGUGCAUGUUUACCUGUGCAUGUAUUUCUAAGAAGAUAGGAUGCGAUCACCGUAAAAUAUUCUCCACUUUUUGAAAGGCACUUGAUGUUUCAAAAUGCAAAAUGUGUAAUGCGUUGAAAUAGAAAUGUAAUCGUCAAUCGUGAGUUUUUACGCCGAUAGUAAAAUAUUAUAAACAGCGUGCACGCGCUAUGGUUAAAACUUUUUUGCAUAUAAAAGUCUUAACAGAAUACAGUGUAUGUCCGUUUUAAAGAUUAAUAUAUGGUGUAUUUCUUUAACUGAUAAAAAUAUAAAAUUAAUUCUAAAACAUAAUAAAAAGAAAAAAAAAAAAAGAAAAAAUCUGAUCAUCUAUUUCAUGUUUUAAAGGAACAAUUGUAUAUAUUAAUAAUGAAAACGGGCAUUCUCUAUGGAAAUCUUAAUAUUGGAGAGUAUUGUUGUGUUAUAUAAAUAUACACAUACAUAUUUAAUGCUAGCUAACAACAUGUAAAAUUCUGUUGUACAUUUUACAACCGAAUUGUAUGCUCAUGUCGUACAAAACACUAUGUGGAUAAGUUUUAUACUUUUUAUGCGUAAUAGCGGAAAUUGCAUCCUCUUUGGAACAUAUACAUAUGUAUAUGGAUAUGACACUGUGGCUGAUGAAUUUGAGCGAAAUAUGUGACGAACUUUAUCAUAGAAUAUUCAGUAAAACGAUGUUAAAUCCAUGUCCUUCGGUACGUUCGAGAAAAACUCGUUAAUUCUUGUGUGUAUGAACUCUCUUUUGUACUAAAUAGUAAUGUACAUAAACGAAAGGAGAAUAAAGAGUUUAAUAUUAUCAAA